This is a messenger RNA of Xenopus laevis (African clawed frog), 1960 nucleotides long. RefSeq names its product complement C8 beta chain L homeolog (gene c8b.L). Lineage: Eukaryota; Metazoa; Chordata; Amphibia; Anura; Pipidae. Gene Ontology annotation, cellular component: extracellular region; membrane attack complex. The transcript has 12 exons. The coding region runs from base 92 to 1813 and encodes 573 amino acids. The record is from RefSeq and is a predicted model, not a curated record. Gene Ontology annotation, biological process: immune response; complement activation.
UGUGUGUGUACAUAUCUUCUGGGAAGAGCUGCUGCGAGUCCGCCUAGGGCACAGACAAGCUGAUAUUCUGUAACGUACAACCAUCCUCGCAAUGUUUUUAUAUUGGGGUUUUCUUCUAUAUUUUUCCUUGCAUUUUUGUAGCUGUGAGACAGAAGCAAAUGCAACUAAGACCACUCUCGAUCAGAAGAGGUGGAGGAGAUCCGUGGCAAAUCCUCCUCAACCUAUUGAAUGUGAGUUUUCCAAUUGGUCAGAUUGGAGUUCAUGUGACCCCUGUCAGAAAAAGAGGUUCCGUUAUGCAAGAUUAACUCAACCCGCCCAAUUUGGUGGGGACCCCUGCAAUAGGAUAGACAGGCAGGAGGAUCCGUGUGCUUCUAGAAACCCUUGCAGGAACACAAAGACAUGUGAAGGUUUCCGCUGUACAGAAACAGGGAGGUGUAUUGUGCGGAGACUGUUGUGUAAUGGAGAUGAUGACUGCGGAGAUUUAUCUGAUGAGAAAAACUGUAAAUCAGUUCCAAGCUCUUGUUCUACUAAUGAAAUGGAACAGUACUGGGGUAUAGAGAACCUUGCGAGUGGGAUCAAUUUGUUUACAAAUAAUCGUGAAGGAUUUGUUUUAGAUCACAGAUACUAUGCUGGAGGCUGCUCUCCCCAUUACAUUCUGAAUACAAAAUUUAGAAAACCCUAUAAUGUGGAAAACUACAUUCCAGAAAGCAAAGGAAAAUAUGAGUUCUCGUUAUCUGAACAUGAAUCCUACUCAGACUAUGAAAGGAAUUUCGCCAGUCGCCAUGCAAAACAAACUAGUUUCAGUAUUGGCCUCAAAAUACCAGGACUGUUUGAAUUUGGCUUUAAUUAUAAUGAUAUGAAAGUCAAAACAUUCAUUGAAAGAACUAAGAAAUUCUCUCACACGAAAAGCAAAUUUAUUUCUGCAAAGUCUACUCUUGAAGUUGCACAGUACAAGGUAAAAUCCCGGAACCUGAUGCUUCAUACAGAGUUUUUUCAGAGAGUCAAACAGUUGCCAAUGGAAUAUGUUUAUGGUGAAUACAGAGAUAUCUUCAGAGAUUAUGGAACGCAUUUUAUCACAGAAGCAACAUUAGGAGGCGUUUAUGAAUACACGCUAAUACUUAACAGUGAAAAGCUGCAAAAAGAAGGCUAUUCGCUAAAUGAUGUACAGAAAUGUGUGCAAGCAGGAUUAAAACUUGGAGUCACUAUUGAGGGCAUAUCGUUAAGCGUUGGCAUGUCUGGUGGAGCCUGCAGCGGUUUGCUGAAAGAAAUUGGAGAUAAAAUAUCAUCAGAUAAGCUGGUUGAGGACUUUGUUGCUCUUGUCAGAGGUGGAGCCAGUGAACAUAUUGCAGCACUUGCUUACAAAGACCUUCCAACACAAGAUCUAAUGCAAGAGUGGGGAGAUGCAGUUUAUUACAAUCCUGAAAUCAUUAGCAUGAAAGCAAGUCCUUUGUACGAGCUGGUGACUGCCACAGAUUUUACUGGAGCUAAUAUUCUCCAGGAAAAUAUGAAGCGUGCCCUUGAGGAAUUCCAGGCUGAAACUAGCCCUUGCCGCUGUGUUCCAUGUCAAAAUAAUGGUUUAGCCAUUUUCACAGAAAAUCGCUGUGAAUGCAUUUGCCCACUAGGAUUCUCUGGUGCAGCAUGUGAAAUUACAAAACGACCAGUAAAUGCCAUAGAUGGAAGCUGGAGUUGUUGGUCUGGUUGGACGCCUUGCUCCAGAAGAAUACAGACAAGAGACAGACAGUGCAACAAUCCAUCCCCACAAAAUGGUGGCAAUCAGUGUGAAGGAACGAAUACUGACUCAAGAAGUUGCUAAUGCCUUUGAGAUCACAAGCUGAUAUAAGGGAACAAAAAAUAAUGCAAACCUGUGAAUUUUUCCUACAUGUGCUGUUUUAGUUUUUUGAUCUCUCUAUGAAUAAACCUAGAGGAUUGCUCCUUUAAAUGCAAUCUCUGUGUAAUACCA